Molecule: messenger RNA, 7418 nt
Organism: Anopheles funestus (African malaria mosquito)
Lineage: Eukaryota; Metazoa; Arthropoda; Insecta; Diptera; Culicidae
Product: nuclear mitotic apparatus protein 1-like
Exons: 9
Coding region: 701-6781 (2026 amino acids)
Source: RefSeq, a predicted model, not a curated record
UUACCAAACACGCGACAAAUAUUCCCGCAAGAAAUGCUGCCAGUACCAUAUCUCUAUGCAUCAUCAAUCUAUAGAAGUUCUACUAUAUCAUCUGUAGAACCAUGGAUGACUCUAUGCCACAUCAUAGGGCUUGGCUGGUAGUCAACUUUUGUUGCUUCAGCACAAUCAUAAGGAUAGACAAAAGGUAAAGAUUUGGUGUUCAGGAAAUAGAAAUAUCGUACAAUUCACCAAACAUUUAUACGAGCCGUUUUUUAAAAAAAUAUUUCCUUCCAAAUGUGUCGUUUCUUCGAUUUGCCAAAAAAGCCUUUUCACGAUCCAACCGAACAUUCGGCCUAUAGGCUGUUCACAAUCUGCAGUAACAUUUAUUUAUCUUUUAUUUGCUGAAAGCUGAUAAUUAUCAUAUAAAAUAAGUCGAAUAUUUGUUAAUAAUAUUUGCAAUUAUAUAGUAGAAAUAAAUUAAAUACAAACAUUUACAGUGAACGUUUAUAAUUCGGUAAUUUAAUAACCUUAGCUUUUUCGAGCAGCUUCACAAACCCGUUUUGACAUUCGAUCAGCAGCUCGAAUUUGUAUGACAUUCGGAUUCGUUUGAUUAUCAAUUUUUAACGGCCAUUGUAGUUGCACGGCUAUGCAGCAUCUUCGCUGCGAACGGCUUGUUUGUGAAAAUUUUCAUUUGCGUCGUAUUUAGUGUAGUUGAUCAACCAUGGCUGACAAAAACAAGGAGGAGCCGUAUUGGAGUCGGAUAGUACUGAGAUGGGUUAAAUGUGCUCAACUGAACGCCGGCCACGAUAACAUCGAUUUAGCUGCCUGCUACUACAAUUUUAGAUGCAAAAUCAAAGACUAUUAUGAUUUGCAAGAAAAGACAAUCGUGGAGUUUCUGCGCGUAAAGUUUCCUGACUUUGAGCUGCAGCUGGGCAAGGAAAAUGAAGUACCGGCAAGCGACGCCAUUUACGUAUUUUCGCUGAUGCUUUACUUUUCCUGCGUUCGGCACUCGAUUCCGUAUUUCCAAAACAUUGGCAAAGAGUUUGAUGUAGCGUACCAGCACAGCAUGAAAGCCUUUCUGAACUCGUUUGUUUCAGAAAAUGACAAUAAAAUCGUCAUUAAUCGCUCAUUCAUGCAUAAAGCAUUUCAAAACGCAAAGCGAUCGGCUACCGUGUUAAGCGAAGACUCUUGUAAUCGAAGAGAUCACAGUCAACAUGGCGUACAGAUGUUAACUAGCACACCAAUCGGAAAGCUAGAAAUGAAGAAACCAUCACCACCGACGCCGAAAAGCGUAGCGCUUGAAUGGAAAGUCAAAAAUCUCAAUGCCAUGCUAGAAUCAGCCAGAAGUGAAAACAUUACCCAGGAAAGACAGAUCGAGCAACUGUUGCAAAAUGUUAAGGAUUUACAAGAAGACAAGAAAAGAUAUCGGACGAAAAUUAGUGUUUUGCAACUGAAAGAAAUGUGUUCGUGUACGAGCGAUUCAGCAGAACUGCCACAUACUAUCAACCGGGAAACGGAACAACUGCAAAAACAACUUGAUAUGAAUAACAAACUCAUAGAGACACUGCAAGAAAACAUCAGCAAGGCGAAGGAAAGCGCUAAGACAGCAACGGAGCGAUACAUGGCAAUGCAAAAGCAAUAUGCAGCGGUUCAAGAAGAUAACGUACGUAUGAAGAUAACUAUCGAAGAUCUGAAAGAAGAGCUUACCUUACGAGAUAACAUGAAUCAAAAUCUCACUGAAGCCGUUAACGAUUUGCGGCGUUUCAUACGCGAAAAUCAUAUUAGGGGCGCUGAGUUGAUGGAACCGCUUAAUAGCUCAUUUGAGUAUUUGGACAAGUCUUUUAAAAAUGUGACGUCUGACGAUAGUCAAUGUUACGACUCGGAGAAUCUAGCAUCAACGGUAGUAGACAUCAAAUUAAAAGAGAAAGAGCACGAAAACGAAGCAUUGACAAUGAAAAUACAAGAAUUGGAAGGUAAUCUACAAGAUAUGCAAAGAUUACAAAAAGAAAUGCUUGAACAACACACAGACAGACAAACAGAAGCAAAUGCGAAGAUUGCUGAUCUCCUACGAUCGUUGGCUGAAUCGGAGGAGCAUAAGAAGCAGCUCACACACGAUCACGACAAGCUAAACAAAGAGAUGGAAAUUUUAAUUUGCCAGUUAAAGUCGCAAAAGCAAUCGCACUUUGAAGAACGUGAGCGUUUGCAAGCCGAAAUGAACGAGAAAAUCGCAGAAUUUCAAAUUAGCUCAGCAGAAGCACGGCAAAUUCAAAUGAAGCUUGCAGAUGAAAUUAAGCAGAAACAGGCAGAAAUACAAGACCUGAAUCGUAAAUUCGACAUUCAAUUAAACCUUCAGGCUGAGAUGGAUGAGAAAACUGCAGAGAUGCGACAAGCGUUAGCUGAUGCAGAGAAAGACAAAUCACAACUCACAGAAGAUCUUAAGAAGGGCAAAGCUGAGUCUGAAGAAUUGAUUUGUCAGUUGGAGUCUCUCAAGAAACUGCAGAUGGAGGAACGUUUGCGUUUGGAAGACGAGAUGAAUAAGAAAACUGCAGAGAUGCAACAAGCGUUAGCUGAUGCAGAGAAAGACAAGUCACAACUCACAGAAGAUCUUAAGAAGGGCAAGGCUGAGUCUGAAGAAUUGGUUUGUCAGUUGAAGUCUCUCAAGAAACUGCAGAUGGAGGAACGUUUGCGUUUCGAAGCCGAGAUAAAUAAGAAAACUGCAGAGAUGCAACAAGCGUUAGCUGAUGCAGAGAACGACAAGUCACAGCUUGCAGAAGAUCUUAAGAAGGGCAAAGCUGAGUCUGAAGAAUUGGUUUGCCAGUUGGGAUCUCUCAAGAAACUGCAGAUGGAGGAACGUUUGCGUUUCGAAGCCGAGAUGAAUAAGAAAACUGCAGAGAUGCAACAAGCGUUAGCUGAUGCAGAGAACGACAAGUCACAGCUUGCAGAAGAUCUUAAGAAGGGCAAAGCUGAGUCUGAAGAAUUGGUUUGUCAGUUGGAGUCUCUCAAGAAACUGCAGCUGGAGGAACGUUUGCGUUUGGAAGCCGAGGUGAAUAAGAAAACUGCAGAGAUGCAACAAGCGUUAGCUGAUGCAGAGAACGACAAGUCACAGUUUGCAGAAGAUCUUAAGAAGGGCAAAGCUGAGUCUGAAGAAUUGGUUUGUCAGUUGGAGUCUCUCAAGAAACUGCAGAUGGAGGAACGAUUGCGUUUGGAAGCCGAGGUGAAUAAGAAAACUGCAGAGAUGCAACAAGCGUUAGCUGAUGCAGAGAAAGACAAGUCACAACUCGCAGAAGAUCUUAAGAAGGGCAAAGCUGAGUCUGAAGAAUUGGUUUGUCAGUUGGAGUCUCUCAAGAAACUGCAGCUGGAGGAACGUGUGCUUUUGAAAGCCGCGGUUAAUAAGAAAACUGCAGAGAUGCAACAAGCGUUAGCUGAUGCAGAGAACGACAAGUCACAGCUUGCAGAAGAUCUUAAGAAGGGCAAAGCUGAGUCUGAAGAAUUGGUUUGUCAGUUGGAGUCUCUCAAGAAACUGCAGAUGGAGGAACGUUUGCGUUUCGAAGCCGAGAUGAAUAAGAAAACUGCAGAGAUGCAACAAGCGUUAGCUGAUGCAGAGAAAGACAAGUCACAACUCGCAGAAGAUCUUAAGAAGGGCAAAGCUGAGUCUGAAGAAUUGGUUUGUCAGUUGGAGUCUCUCAAGAAACUGCAGAUGGAGGAACGUUUGCGUUUCGAAGCCGAGAUGAAUAAGAAAACUGCAGAGAUGCAACAAGCGUUAGCUGAUGCAGAGAAAGACAAGUCACAUCUUGCCGAAGAUCUUAAGAAGGGCAAAGCUGAGUCUGAAGAAUUGGUUUGUCAGUUGGAAUCUCUCAAGAAACUGCAGAUGGAGGAACGAUUGCGUUUGGAAGCCGAGGUGAAUAAGAAUACUGCAGAGAUGCAACAAGCGUUAGCUGAUGCAGAGAAAGACAAGUCACAACUCACAGAAGAUCUUAAGAAGGGCAAGGCUGAGUCUGAAGAAUUGGUUUGUCAGUUGGAGUCUCAACACAAACUGCAGAUGGAGGAACGUUUACGUUUCGAAGCCGCGAUGAAUGAACAAAUUUCAGAGAUGCGACAAGCGUUGGCUGAUGCAGAGAAAGACAAAUCGCAACUCGAAAUCUAUCUUCAAAACGAUAAAUCCAAAAGAGAAGAAUUGACUUGUCAAUUGAUGAUCCAAAAGCAAAUACAUAUCCAGGAAUGUGAAUGUUUGCGGUCCGAAAUGAACGGGAAAAAUGUCGAAUUGCAGCGAUGCUUGGCAGAAGCAGAACAAAUGAAACAAAAUCUGUUUGAUGAACUCAAAGCAGAACAGGCGAAGACACAAGAUCUGAACCGUAAACUCGACAUUCAACUAAACCUUCAGGCUGAGAUGGAUGAGAAAACUUCAAAGAUGCGACAAGCGUUAGCUGAUGCAGAGAAAGACAAAUCACAACUCGCGGAAGAUCUUAAGAAGGGCAAAGCUGAGUCUGAAGAUUUGGUUUGUCAGUUGGAGUCUCUCAAGAAAUUGCAGCUGGAGGAACGUUUGCGUUUCGAAGCCGAGGUGAAUAAGAAUACUGCAGAGAUGCAACAAGCGUUAGCUGAUGCAGCGAAAGACAAGUCACAACUCGCAGACGAAUUAAAUCGUCUGAAAAGUAACGAAUCGUUUACAACAGCUUUACGCACUGAAAUGCUUGAGAAGGUUUCGACACUGCAACAGAGUUUAGAGCAGGAGAGAGAAAAAUCGGAAGAAAUCAAUUGUCAGUAUCUGCAAGCCAAAAAGCAAGCAGAUGAUCUAGAUGCGCAGUGUAUAAAGCUGAUGCAGAAGUUAUCCGAGGAUCGCACUGAUAUAUCCAAUCUUCAGAGCGAACUUACAUCGAAGGAUGCGAAACUGGAGGAAUUGAAGGCGCUGUACGAUGAGAAGCAGAAGCAGUUCGAAAAGAACUAUCAGGAUAACGAAAUACUCUCGGUGAAGCUGUACAAGGCGCGCUCGGCUUUGAAAGAGAAAGAGGACGCAUGGGCGAAAUCAAUGCAGGAUUGUAAAAAGGAUAUGGAGGAGAAGCUUCGCGACGCCCGGAUCGAGUUUGAUAGCACAAUGGAAAAGAUGAAAGAUCGAAUGAAAGAGCUGCACAAAGAAGUUAAAACAAAGCUAGCAUGCGACAAUCAAGGGUUGGCAUUAACUGCUGAUGGCUACAGAAGAAAGGUUGAAAAUCUGGAAAUACGCUGCGCUAAGCUGCAGAAACAGCUGGCCGAAAUGAACGAGCGCAAUUUGGAUGUACGGAAAGAGAAUCAGCAUUUGCAUAUCAAGCUGAAAACAUUGGAAGAGUAUGGUCACGAUCGCAAGUCCUUAAUGCUACCAACGCAGGCCAGCCUUCGUAGCAACCUAAGGAUGGAGGACGAGGAAGGUGAGCUGUUCAACAAUAUGUACCUUGCCGAUUUGAAGAGUGGUCGUUGUGUAUCGCCGGGACCAACGAACGGUGGUUUGGAUCGUUACUCUGAACUUUCGCAGCGAAAUUCGAAGCUUUUGCCACAUUUACGCACCAACUAUGUCGCACUCGCACCAGACUGUGAGCCACCGCAUGACGACACCAGGGAUAAUAUGUCAACGACAUUUGAUGAUAGCUCCACUGGUUUGAUAUCGCGCCGAAAGGUUAGCGGCAUCACGUCGUACAAACGUCCUGGGCCACCAACGCCGAGCAAGCGUGCCGGUCGGCUCUCGCUAAACGGUGCACUGGCGAUGGACAAUGGCGGUGAGAUACAGUACAAAGAUGCACUGCGCGAUGCAAACACGGAUGCUGCCAUGGGUGGUGGUGGUGGUGUCGGUACCGUAGCAGAAACGACCGGAACGACACGGCUCGGGCGUACGAAAACGCCCGGCAAGUUUAAGCAGAUGAUCAGUUCAUCCAGCUUGCUGAACAACUUUCAGCGUGAUGAGGGUUAUACUGCGGCGACGCUCAAGGCUAGUACUAGGCGCGUACAUAACGCGGCCAACGAUUACCCUCCGGACAUGCCAUCAAAUGGGGCCAUCCGCUUGAGUGCGGUUGCCAAGCGUAAAUGCUUGCAGCGCAAAAUUUUGUUCGAUUCCAACCGAGGUUUAGCCAACGGUAGUACGCAUUGCAGUCAAGAUAGUGCUGCAAAUGAAGCUUCCUUACCGUUGCGCACCAUCUUGGAAUAUCCAACUCCGAAAGAGACAUCUCUGGAGAAGGGUAACGCAUGUGGUAACGCUUCCCCGUUUGACGCGUUACAAUCUAUUGCGCCAAUGACACCCGUUACUACGGCCAUAUUGCCAGUGACCAGGACGAACACUACCUUGACGGACGUUACGACCGUUACGACCACUACAACGACACUCGCGACAGCCACCAAUGGGCAUCCGGUACCUCAUCUCGCUGCAAGCGAUUACAGCUUCACGCAGCCGUACGGCAGCAAUCGGUACAAUAUCCUUCGCAUGCAAUUGCAAAGGCGCGAAAAACGUCGCCUGCUGUACGACGAAACACGCAAAGUUCCAGCCAAAGGCAGAAACGUUCUAUCCUCGGUGUCUUUCGGAUCACCAAGCGUUAGCGUUACGGCACGUGACGUGGACAAUAAUAAUGACAUGGAUUCUACCGGCGACAUCACUCUGUAUCACAGUUUUACCAGCGACAUGGACGACAGCAACAAACCCACAUUGAACACUGCCUGUCCCAAUUCCACCACGGCAGAUUGUACCAGAACACCACUGUUACUUAUUAUACUAGCUUACAUUGGUUUUUUGGCGCAGAUUUUGUUCUGUUUCGGUAACCGACCGAACAGUAGUCGAAACCGUUAGCACCACCCACCCGUACUUGGGGGAGGUUUAAGUUUUUUAUUUAUUUAGACAUAGUUCUAGCUAUUCCUUCUGCGUACGAUAGAAAGUAGGUUUUUUUUAAACACUCUUAGCUUUUUUUUGUGCACGUUAGUAAUGAGGAAUGUUUCUCUACCAGCCCCUCUCGUCCAUUGCACUAGUGCGAUUUCCAAACAAAUAAAUUCGCAUAAUGCAUACCCAUACAUUCCACCCUAUCUGUUUCGAUUUAUGAUUUUCAGAACACAUCACCACGGCGACGGCUCAGCUGGUUUAACAAAGGCAAAAAGUAUUAGAGUAGAGUGCGUUGCAAAAAAAGCAAAACGCUCCGUACAUCCCGGUGCGUCAAGUAUCACAACUUCAUCGUAACGUCGAGCAAACAUAGGGAUGUUGUACGACAGACCGACUGUUCGGUUCGUGAUUUGUUUGUACAUAUAGUACGCCUUAGUAUGGUGUUAUGCUGUAAGCUAUAUUAGAUAAUUGAACUUGUCUCGUAUGCAACGCACAUGCAUAGCAUUCCAGACGAUUAUGAUAUAUUUUUUUGUUAGUAUUUCGUUAAAAAUAUGGUUCGUCAAUAAAUGUCGAAAAUUCCCCGUACAGCAACGCGGGUUGGCGAUGGAUAGUA